Molecule: messenger RNA, 9955 nt
Organism: Hemibagrus wyckioides
Lineage: Eukaryota; Metazoa; Chordata; Actinopteri; Siluriformes; Bagridae
Gene: atp2b4
Product: ATPase plasma membrane Ca2+ transporting 4
Biological process (GO): regulation of cytosolic calcium ion concentration; calcium ion transmembrane transport
Cellular component (GO): membrane; intracellular membrane-bounded organelle
Molecular function (GO): ATP binding; PDZ domain binding; P-type calcium transporter activity
Source: RefSeq, a predicted model, not a curated record
CCCUUUCUCUCUCGGAUCCCAGCGCUGUCAUUCACUCAGCUUUCAGUUUAACACGCCGACUUAAAGAAAAAAGAAAAAAGCGAGCUUGUCUUUUUUCCCCACACUUUUAGUACCUUGUGGUCGAGGGAGGUACAAGGCGAAAGCGCCCACACAAGGCAAAGCGAAUUAUUUGCCAGGAAAGUGGUCAAAAAAACUGUUGCGUUCCGUGCUGAGCAUUAGCCUGCUCUGUACUGCUUACAUUUCCUCUUUUUUCCCCUUCAGCUGCUGGAUUGCAGAAGAAACGGUGUCCAUAGCUUUCGACGCGUGGGUGUGUGUGAACGUAAAUGUAGGACGUUUCCUUUUUUUUUUCUUUUUAAAUCCGUGUUGUAGUGGCGGUCGAGCUCGAGCUUUAUGUGUAAACGCCCAGCUUGUUGACCGGUGGGCUGAAGUUUAGUUUGCAGCGCACGCGCCGAGUAAGUGCCACAGUACUGCAUUGAAAGCGCGUGUUGCGCGUCGUAACAUUACACCAAGACUCGCUUUUUAUUUGCUUUAAGACGUUCACUUAUUUCAAGAGGUGCUUUUUAAGAGGAAAGAGGACUCUGCUUGUGUGUGUGUGUUCCUCCUCGCGCCACCACCGUGCGGACAGAAGGGGCACAUUUCGCCUCUCGUGCACACUCGAGGCGGAGGAAAAGACUGCGAUUUGGACGGGAUUUUAUAAAAAGUCCGAGCCACUUUCAUGCACUGAAAAGAAGCAAAGGAGGAGGUGGAGGAAGGUCAGUCCCAGGAGUGUCGGCUUAAUUCCGCGGUUUCCUAAACGAAACAAACACACAAAAAAGAUACUCGAAGCUGAAGGAAACCCACAUUUGAAGAUGUGGUAACAUGCUCACCGUGGACAGCUGUUCUCUUCAGAGCUUCUUCCUCUAAUGGUUCUCUUCCCUCAGAUCUUGAAAACUGGUCAGAGAACCGCCAAUCUUUGAAAGCAUUCCUGCUAAGUGAAGUCUUACUCAUUGUGACCCGGUCUAGUCGAAGCGUCAGAACGCCAGCCAGAGACAGAAAACAUGGCUAACAACACUGCGGACCACCCACCUGGGAACUCUGUGGCUGAAGGCAAUCAUGAUGGGGACUUUGGCUGCACAGUGAUGGAUCUCCGGGAACUGAUGGAGCUCAGGAGUGCAGAGGCGGUCAACAAGAUCAGAGAUGUCUAUGGAGACGUGCAGGGGAUCUGCCGUAGGCUGAAAACUUCUCCUAUUGAAGGGCUCUCUGGAAACCCGGCGGACCUGGAAAAACGCCACACGGCCUUCGGGAAGAACUUCAUCCCUCCUAAAAAGCCCAAGACCUUCUUGCAGCUGGUGUGGGAGGCAUUGCAGGACGUCACGCUAAUCAUCUUGGAGAUAGCUGCCAUAAUUUCUUUGGGCCUGUCCUUCUACCACCCACAGGGAGAUGACAGUGAUGCUUGUGGCCAGGCCAGUGGUGGCGUGGAGGACGAAGGUGAAGCGCAGGCUGGUUGGAUCGAGGGCGCUGCUAUUUUGUUUUCCGUGAUCAUCGUGGUGUUGGUGACGGCAUUCAACGACUGGAGCAAAGAGAAGCAGUUCCGCGGGCUGCAGAGUCGCAUCGAACAGGAGCAGAAGUUCACCGUCAUCCGCAAGGGUCAAGUGAUCCAGAUCCCUGUGGCUGAGAUCGUGGUGGGAGAUAUCGCGCAGAUCAAAUACGGUGACCUCCUUCCCUCUGAUGGGAUUCUGAUCCAAGGCAAUGACCUAAAGAUUGACGAGAGCUCUCUGACCGGCGAGUCUGAUCAAGUAAAGAAGUCUCUUGAGAAAGACCCAAUGCUGUUGUCCGGAACUCAUGUGAUGGAGGGUUCUGGGAGGAUGGUGGUCACUGCCGUUGGCCUGAACUCCCAGACUGGAAUCAUUUUCACUCUGCUUGGAGCUGGCGGUGAGGAGGAGGAGAAGAAGGUCAAGAAAGGUAAAAAACAAGGAGCCCCUGAAAAUCGCAACAAAGCUAAGACCCAGGACGGCAUCGCUCUGGAGAUCCAGCCUCUGAAGAGUGAGGAGGGAGUUGAAUGCGAGGAGAAAGAGGAGAAAGAGGUGAAGAAGGUCAACGUCACCAAAAAGGAGAAGUCUGUACUGCAGGGCAAGCUGACCAGACUGGCUGUGCAGAUCGGAAAAGCAGGACUCAUCAUGUCUGCCGUGACCGUCAUCAUCCUCAUCUUGUACUUUGUGAUUGAUACGUUCGGGGUGCAGGGGCGAGAAUGGAAGGCUGAAUGCACACCCAUCUACAUUCAGUACUUUGUCAAGUUCUUUAUCAUUGGUGUGACCGUGCUGGUGGUCGCAGUUCCUGAAGGGCUUCCGCUCGCUGUCACCAUUUCACUCGCCUACUCCGUCAAGAAAAUGAUGAAAGACAACAACCUGGUGAGGCACCUGGAUGCCUGCGAGACCAUGGGCAAUGCCACAGCCAUCUGUUCUGAUAAGACCGGCACUCUCACCAUGAACCGCAUGACCGUGGUCCAGGCCUACAUAGGUGACACACACUACAAGAAGGUUCCGGAACCUGACGCCAUCAACCCUGAGACUCUGGAGCUGAUGGUUAACAGCAUCUCCAUCAACUCGGCCUACACUACUAAGAUCCUGCCACCAGAGCAGGAAGGUGGUCUACCAAGGCAUGUGGGAAAUAAGACUGAAUGUGCCCUUCUGGGACUGGUUCUGGAGCUGAAGCGAGAUUACCAACCCAUCCGCGACGAGGUUCCGGAGGAGAAGCUCUACAAGGUCUACACUUUCAAUUCAUCACGCAAGAGCAUGAGCACCGUGCUGAAAAACGCAGACGGCUCAGGAUUCCGCAUGUACAGCAAAGGCGCCUCCGAGAUCAUCCUCCGCAAGUGUUCCUACAUCCUGGACUCUGCAGGUCAGCCUCGGGUCUUCAAGCCCAAGGACCGGGAUGAGAUGGUGCAGAAAGUGAUCGAGCCCAUGGCAUGUGACGGCUUGAGGACCAUCUGCAUAGCUACUAGGGAAUUCAAGGGCGAGGAACCAAACUGGGACAAUGAGGCUGAUAUUCUUACAGACCUCACCUGCAUCUGCGUGGUGGGCAUCGAAGACCCUGUCCGUCCAGAGGUUCCAGAGGCCAUCUCUAAGUGCCAGAGAGCAGGCAUUACAGUGCGCAUGGUUACUGGUGACAAUAUCAACACUGCCCGUGCCAUUGCUACCAAAUGUGGCAUCCUGCAGCCCGGAGAAGACUUUCUGUGCCUGGAGGGCAAAUCGUUUAACCAACAAAUCCGCAACGACAAAGGAGAGGUGGAGCAAGAUCGUCUGGACAAGGUUUGGCCCAAACUGCGUGUACUGGCCCGUUCUUCUCCAACAGACAAGCACACACUGGUCAAAGGCAUCAUUGAUAGCACAGUAGGAGGAACCAGACAGGUGGUGGCUGUGACGGGUGACGGAACCAAUGACGGACCUGCUCUCAAGAAGGCUGACGUCGGCUUUGCUAUGGGUAUUGCUGGGACUGACGUGGCUAAGGAAGCCUCUGACAUCAUCCUGACCGACGACAACUUCACCAGCAUCGUGAAGGCUGUGAUGUGGGGCCGUAACGUCUACGACAGCAUCUCCAAGUUCCUGCAGUUUCAGCUCACAGUUAACGUCGUGGCCGUCAUCGUGGCUUUCACCGGCGCCUGCAUUACACAGGACUCUCCACUAAAAGCAGUGCAGAUGCUCUGGGUCAAUCUGAUCAUGGACACACUGGCCUCUCUGGCUCUGGCCACUGAGCCGCCCACCGAAGCCCUGCUGCUGCGCAAACCCUACGGCCGAAACAAGCCACUCAUCUCCAGAACCAUGAUGAAGAACAUCCUGGGCCACGCCGUUUACCAGCUGUCUGUUACCUUCACCUUGCUCUUUGCCGGAGAGAAGUUCUUCAGCAUCGACAGCGGCCGCAAUGCCCCCCUCCAUGCGCCACCCUCCGAACACUACACCAUCAUCUUCAACGUCUUCGUCAUGAUGCAACUCUUCAACGAGAUCAACGCCCGCAAAAUCCACGGAGAGAGGAACGUCUUCGAUGGCAUCCACAGGAACCCUAUCUUCUGCAGCGUUGUCCUGGGAACCUUCAUCCUGCAGAUCGUCAUCGUGCAGCUCGGCGGGAAGCCUUUCUCCUGCACAGCUCUCACCCUGGAUCAGUGGCUCUGGUGCGUCUUCAUCGGUGUCGGCGAACUGCUCUGGGGCCAGUUAAUCUCGGCCAUCCCCACACACCGACUCAAGUUCCUGACGACGGUUGGUCACGGCAGCACCAAGGAGGAGAUGCAGAAGGAGGAGCAGAUCGAGGACGUGGAUGAGAUCGACCACGCCGAGAUGGAGCUGCGCCGCGGACAGAUCCUCUGGUUCAGAGGGCUGAACCGCAUCCAGACUCAGAUUAAGGUGGUGAACGCUUUCCGCAGCUCACUGUACUCGGGCCUCGAGUCCAACAGCUCCAUCCACAACUUCAUGGUCCACCCUGAGUUCAUGCCGCGGGUCGAGGAGGAGGAGCACGUGCCCACGAUAGAGGAGAGCAGCGCCGAGAUCGAGCCGCUGCCUUCCUCAUCCUCGGCUCCUCCUCCUCCGCCUCCCCCAGGAAAAGUGGAGGUGGAGGUGGAGAACCCCCGGACAGCUCCAUCCACGGCCGCGAGUCCUCCGUCUGACCGUCUUUUCCUCCCCCCAGCAUCAAUCCCAGUUCUGUCCUCCUGCAAGCUCCUCCCUGAAGAACACCUCACCCUUCAUGCAGCAUCCUCACACGGAGCCAUUUUCCCCGCCUCGGCUCCUCCUCGACUGGCAGCGUGGCGUCGGAGCUCUGACAGCACACGUGGCACGGUCUGACUCGCCCACACCAGGGCAGAUCGGAGGCUGCAGCCUUUCCUUCACUGACACUGUAUCCUUGUUUCUCCUUUUUUUGUCGUCGUUUUUGUCGUUGUCCGAUUUGUACAUCAUGUUAUUUCCUAGGACAUUUUUUUCCCACCAGUUCAGCGACUUUUACCACUUUUACAACUUGAAAUGUGCUUGAUUUUAUUCCUUUUUCCCCCCUUUUUUUUGCAUUUUAUGGUCAUUAGAAACACAAGCGAUGUUCAUCACUGAAAAGUAGUCUGUAGUUUUAACCUUUUUUUUUUCCUUUUCAUUUGUCAUUUUUUUAACUGCUGGCUAUCAAUGUCUUAAGGAAUCCACACACACUACAUUUAUUUUAUUUUUUUUUCCCAAAUACAUCAACUUUUUGAAUUAAGGUCAUCCUUGGUUGUCUUUGUUUAUUUGAUCAUGUUUUUGGGUUUCUGUAUGCACAGACCUAAGGCUGCUAUGCUGAAAGUAGAGUGAAAGAAAGAAAGUUUCACUAAGACGGAGCAAGUGGGUCAUGCAACUCCAUCAUCUCAGUCUUGAAAGUCCGCGCAAAAAAACAAUACAAAUUUUAAAAAAAUGAAAAUCCCUGAUUUAGCCAAAUCGCUUCUUUUACUCGUUAUUCGUGUGUGCACGGGUUUCUGCAGUUCGAGUCGGUUUUCAGCUUCAGAUUCUUCAUUUCUUUUUUUUGCCGUUCCACGUUCGACUCGUUAGACCCAAUAUCGUGCUGAUCAGAUGCAGAAGGAGGAUCUGAGCAGUUCCAGCACUCCUCUUCCGAAGACGAAACAGAUAAUAAACAGCAUAAAACGCGUAACGACCGGCGCGCCUAAUGCAGCCCGAAGCCUCUGUUCGAGCCCUGUUAGCCGAGCAGAAAAUUCUGCCAAACUUUUUUGGCCAUGUUCUUCUAAUUCUCGAAUCGUAGUACUGCCAUAUUUCUACUCCUGACUUCAUACCGAGCUUGGUUAGACAGGAUCCUCAAUAUCCUUUUUCUACUUGCUAAGAGCCAUAUUUUAUAGGUUGUUCUUUUAUAAUCCCAUUUUUUCGCUUUCCUGCUUUGCUUUAAACAAAAAAAUCAGUCACUGCCUAAAAGAGAGAAGAUGGACCACUUUAAUAUUUCAUGAACAAACGCUACACUUUUGACAAAGCCGCACUUCCCCCUACUGGCAACUUUUUUUUUUCCUCCCCCCCCACGCUUAUUUCCCAAAGUGAUGUAUUACUAUGGGCGAAACGUGUAAAUUUCAUAUAAACGUUGAUGUUCUGUUCUGUUUUUUACAACUGUUCUGUAUUUUUAUAUUAAGUACUUUUUAAUAUUUUGGAAAUCUAUAAAGGAAAGGUGUAUAGGCUCGGAGCAUUCGGUGACGUAACAGGUUUAGUAAAGCGGGGUAGUAGAGUACGUUGUUUAUCCGCAGAUCUACUUACGCCACGUUUAAACAGGAAACGCUUUGGCCAAGGAGAGAACGAGGGCAUGACGUGUUUACUUUAAAUCCAGCGAGAUUCCUUAAAAAAAAAAAAAAAAAACUAUUCUCAGCUCACUUUAUAAACGGCGUUGGGUGUAGGUGCAUUGGGGAAGAAAAAAACGAAAGCCUGUAGUUUAUCCAACAUCCUGGGUACUGUAAAUGUUAUUUACAUCCACGUUAGGAAUUAUCUUGUUAAUUCAAUAUUAAGUGAAAUUGUUACAUUACAUAUUUUCAUGUACACGCAUACUGUUAUGUUCAUUGCCAUGGUAUUACAGCAUAAAUUAUUUUCUUUACCAUGGGCUGUUUUAUUUUAUUUCAUGGGGUUUUUUUGGACAGUAAAGCCCAGAUAUAACUUGUCUUUCAGACAUUGGGAAUUUUAUUUCAUUUUAUUAUUAUUUUUUUUAAUUGAUUUGCUCAGUUCAUGAACAUCUAGUGCUGCGUUCAGUGUAGUGUAAAAAAAACGAAAAAAACAAAAAGCUUGUUCUGCAGUCAAAGCUUUAAGAAAGUUCUGCCAAAGUGUUAUUUUGUACAAUCAUUACUUCUCGUUCUUCUUCUUCUCGAGUCCCUGUGUUACGUUGUUGAAAAUGACACUACUUCUGUUUUCCGCUGCACAUCUGGUCACAGUCCUAAAGAUGUCCCGAAUGAAUCUUUGUGAACCUAACUACGUCUCUCAAUCCACCUCAUUGCAUCGUCUUAUUGCAUCUCUCUUUUUUUUUUUCCUGUACAUUGAUAUUAAUCAACAGUUUCGAAAUUUCGACAUUUAGACACCGAUUUGGCUGUGCAGGACGAUUUGUUAUUGCGCACAUCUGUCCAAAAAAAGAUGGCAUGCAGUAGCUGAUUCGACUGCACGGCUAAUCUACUGAGAUUUUUUUGUUGUUUUUUUGGGUUUGGGGUUUAGGAGUGCUACACCACAGCUGUAAAUAAAAGAUUGCAUUUUUAACCUGGAAUUAGUCACAACCGCCUACUUUUCCAUAACUUAGGCAACCUGCAUUUGAAUGCAUUGAAAAAAAAAGUGUAUUCGAUUGUGAAGAAAAAAAAAGAAGACAGACAGAAAGAACGAAAGAAUGAAAGAAAUUUCUUUAAUAUAAAUCAUAUGAAUACGAUAAUAAGCACUGGUGUUAUUUUUGUAUAAACCUAAUAUCAUCUAUGUGGCAUGCAUGACUUAUAAACAAAUUGGUGGUUCAAAGCAAUAUGUACAACCUGGUGUGAGUGCUAUUUCUAGUGUCCUGUGUUGCUUAAAAGAAAACUCUUUAACUGUUCAAUAUAUGUGUUCAGUGUUUCUGCAUGAUAAAGAAUGGAAUGAGACAUCCCCGAAAAAACCUGUACUCGUUCUCCUGACCAGUGCCACACGUGGCUCACACACACUCGCACACACAAAUAUAUAUAUCUGAAAUAUAUAUAAAUAUACACACCCCUGUCACAUUAAUUAAAUGAGCAGAAGAAACACACACUGACAUGAUGCUGCAAAAAUGGACUCUGAUCACUUUAUUUAUUAGACUCUAUGAUUAUCUAUAUGUCUAUAUGUGUUCAGGAUUGGAAGCUUCACUCUUAACCCUCUUGUUCUCGUCUUGAAGCUUGGAUUGUACUUUAGUGCGUGUGAGGUGGCUAUCACUAGUAACACGAGCUGAUACUCCACUCUUUUGCUCGUCUCGUCAUAUCCUUCACCGUCAUGCAAUCAGUCCUCCAUGUUGUACAAAUUGACUUCAUCUCAAUUACUUCUUCUUUUCUUCACCCCAUGAACCAUUUAAAGAAAAAAAACCCCAAUAAACUCAUGAAGCAUUAAAACUUAAGAAUAUGAAGGUAAGCAUCGAUGAUUUUUCGCUCAUCUUCAUCACAUUCUGGAGGCCGGCUCGGGCGAGAGCUUCAUUUCAUCACACGCCACAAUGGUUUUCAUCAGUGGUUUAGGAAAGGUGUGCUUCUCUGUAUAUUGCGUAGAUAUGAAAAAAAAAAAAGCAAAAACGAUUGGAUUGAUGCUGUUUCCAGUGACCGGCGAUUACUGUGACUGGCUAUGGUCACUUACUAAUAAUGUCAUCUUCACAAAUCUGUCUGUUUCUGUGUUGCCACUUCUUUUAAUUUAAGAUUUUUUUAAAAGCCAAAUUCUGUUAGAGCCAUGUUUUAACCAGUAGCUAUACGUAACUUUUGUAUUUUGUAUAAAGGGCAAAUAUUUCUAUUUGAUUAGUCACCAAAAAAUCGGUAAAAGAUUCUAAAACAAAAUGUUUAAAGCAGGAAAAAAACAGCCAUUUUGAUCUUUCUUUUCUUUUUACCAAGUGCUUGAAGAUAGGUUUUUUUUUUUUUUCUUUCUGAUUAUGACUAUAACAUUAAAUUGUUGACAAUUUGGACAAUUAGUUUACAUCUAAGUCUUUUCUUACUCUUUUCAUUAGACCGUGUGUCUAAGAGCUUAACUAUACUCUCUUGUCUGAGGUCAUGUUUACAUUCUUUACCAAGGUGGCUUUGUUUUUUAUUUACGAUUUUUAUUUUAUUUUAUUUUUUUCUAUAAUCUGCCGUCGUCUUGGUCAAAAAAGUGCCAUUCGGCGGCAUCGAGUCAAACGUACCACUGUGUAAAUUAUCUGAAGUUUUGCUCGUCUGAGAGAGACAUGGGCCGUUUUCGAUUUUGAAACCGUUUCCCUGAAAUCAGCAUUCUUGCUAAAACUAGGACUAAUGCUGAAUCCUUUCAGACGACAUGAAAUGUAUAAAGCUUUAUUAUUGUUGUUGUUUUUUAUGAUGGAAACUUGCUGAUGCUUUUUGCCCCCAGUCUGUGUGUUUACACUCCAGCUACAUCUGCCCACUUUUGUCCAAAUGACAUAGAAUCUGUGUUCUUACUACAUAGUAUAGCACUUUAAGGGCACUUCAAGGGCUAAAAGGUGACGGCAGGUUGCCAGUUUUGAACGUCUGAUCGACAGAGAAUUCACAGCACUACGUAAGAAGAACAGGAGUGUGCAGUUUGUCAUUUUGACUCCUCGUUUGUUCAUUUCAUCAUUAUUAGACCUACACUGAGAGAAAGAGCUUCAAUAGAGAUCUGGGUUAUGAUAGCAGAAGAGUGUUAACACUUGUUUUAUUACCAGUUUUUGGACAGGACGAUCCAUCAAGCUGCACUGAAAACCUUUUGAGGAAGUGAUUGAUGAUCAUAAACAGCAUCUUUUUAUCGGUGUGUGUUUCAGCUGUCAAAAAUCUGGCAUUAGAUUAACCCUUUCCACAACACUUUCCCUUUUUGUAAAUAUAACUUAUCAUGCCAAAAUGUCAGUCCUGUUUGCUUCCAACUAUGCAACAGAUUGGUUGAUUUUAGAAUGUGAUCAAUUAUUUAUCCUCUCUCUCUCUCUCUCUCUCUCUCUCUCUCUCUCUCUCUCUCUCUCUCUCUCUUGCUGUCUUUGCUUUUUUACUUUUCUGUCUCAGUGAACGCAGCCAUGCCCAUUUCUCAUUACUUUAUACUAACAAAAACGCAAGUGUAUUAUGUACGUAUGUAUGUAUGCGUGUGAUGUGCACACCUUCGAAUUUUAUUUACUCUUUUUGUAAUAUAUGAUCAUGUGGAAUGCCUUGUUCUUUAUGUCCUGUCGUUUGAAAUUAACAGAACAAACAAAAAAUGAUAACCGAGCAAUUGAGGUGAAAGUUAUUAUAUACAACGAUAUAUAUAUAAAUAUAAUAUAUAUAUAUAUAUAAAUAAAUAAAGCCAUUAGGAUUUGAAAUACA